Molecule: messenger RNA, 1024 nt
Organism: Myxocyprinus asiaticus (Chinese sucker)
Lineage: Eukaryota; Metazoa; Chordata; Actinopteri; Cypriniformes; Catostomidae
Gene: gmfg
Product: glia maturation factor, gamma
Exons: 7
Coding region: 64-567 (167 amino acids)
Biological process (GO): negative regulation of Arp2/3 complex-mediated actin nucleation; actin filament debranching
Cellular component (GO): actin cortical patch
Molecular function (GO): Arp2/3 complex binding; actin binding
Source: RefSeq, a predicted model, not a curated record
UGCAAAAGAUCUGUAAUUAAAGAAACAAGAGGAGUAUUUGAGUGUCAUCCCGCCCUGUCUUACAUGUCAGCAGCAUCCUGUCACAAGAACUCAAAGAGGAACUUUACCAGAAACCCACAGACAGAUCAGACCUGCAGGAUGUCGAGUUCUUUAGUCGUGUGUGAGGUGGACGCCAGUCUGCAGGAGAAACUCAAGAAGUUUCGCUUUCGUAAAGAGACCAACAAUGCAGCUAUUCUGAUUAAGAUUGAUAUGGAGAAACAGCUGGUCAUUCUGGAGGAAGAAUAUGAGGAUAUCUCACUGGACGAACUCAGACAAGAACUUCCAGAGCGUCAGCCGCGAUUUAUAGUGUACAGUUAUAAACUGACUCACAGUGAUGGACGUGUGUCAUAUCCGCUCUGUUUCAUCUUCUCCAGUCCUGUGGGAUGUAAACCGGAGCAGCAGAUGAUGUACGCCGGCAGUAAGAACAGACUGGUGCAGUCAGCAGAUCUCACCAAGAUUUUUGAGGUUCGUAAUCCAGAUGAUCUGACGGAGGAAUGGCUGAAGGAGAAACUGUCAUUCUUUCGCUGAAACAUGACCAGAAUCCUGAAAUCACUUUGAAAUAAAAGUGCAAAAUGAUCUCCGGUCAGCUCAAAGUUACUCCGUAUAAAAAGUGUUCUCAAAUAUUUGCUUAUAGGUCUUGUCAUAUGUAAAACUUUCUUGCAUUUCUUGAGUCUGUAGAAUGCUUCAGAAUGACUGUAAGAUUGAAGUUUUGUAGGUGUGGAGUUCAGCACAUUCACUAACACACUGACAAGUACAAUCGUUUGCAAAUGGCAUUUUCAGUCUUACAGCUGCUGUGAACGCUCCUCAUCCAGAAUGCAAACUCAGAUUUAACUAAACUGUUGUUUAUUUACAAUGUUUUAUACAGUAAUGUGAGAGUGGACACUACUUAAAAAAAUCAACAACACAUUUACUAAUACAUGAGCACUCAGUCUACAUCCAUAAUGAGAAACCAGAGAAAUAAAACAGACUGGAACAUCAAAUCAAA